Molecule: messenger RNA, 360 nt
Organism: Adineta ricciae
Lineage: Eukaryota; Metazoa; Rotifera; Eurotatoria; Adinetida; Adinetidae
Source: the annotation of a GenBank genome assembly
AUGGUGAUCAAGCGCUACGACGAUCGAGCAAGAAACCACCAAAUGAAUGAUCAAACAACUGCUUCCCAGGCAGACCAGGGCUUGAAAAAAACGCGCACUGGUCGCAAAAGUCCAAAAUUUCCAAUUGAGCUGUGGAAUGUCUAUGAUCGGGUAAGUGAAAAUCUUCCUCGUACUAACAAUUCUAUUGAAGGUUGGCACAAUGCAUUUGCUCAACGCGUUUCAAUUGCUCAUCCAACGAUUAACAAGUUAACUGAUAAGAUUCGAACGGAACAAUCUAAAUUCGAACUUGAUAUCGCGUUAAUUCGUCUAGGUCAACAACCAGAAGCAAAAAAAAACAACUUAUCAAAAAAUCGAAGAUAG